CUUUUUUUUCAGUUAUUAUGAUUUUUGAAUUGAGGAUUAAAGAAAAUGAAUUCCAAAUUAUGAUAAAUAAAUUUUGUAAAAUAGUUGCACGUUUUGAUUUCAAUUCGGUUUAAACAUUUUUUUUAAAUAAAACUUUGUGUUUCUAAUUACUUUUCUAAUUUAUUGCAGAUUUUCUUAUAAGCCCGAUUGAAAUCAAUUCCGGAGGUAAAAAACGUGGUCGGAAGCCGAAAAUUAUCAAACAAACAAUAGAUUUGAACGUGAUAUUGUCGCAGCAGCAAGGAAUACCGGUGGUGUACAACAAUACUCGUUUCGGAUCGGCCACGGUGACAUAUGCGAGUGAAAUUUUCCAGUUUGCCUACAAAAAAGAAGGCCUUAACUUCUACCGUUGUAUGAACUAUCGUAAAGCGGGAUGCGCGGCUCAGAUUUUCAUCAAAGAUGAGCUCAUAUACUGCAUCAGCGCCGAGCACAAUCACGAAAAAAACGAUCCGGCCAGCGUGGACGUUUGUGGGUCGUACCGAAUCCAGCGGAAGAAUUGAUUGUUACUGAAAAAGCUUCCAAAAUCUUUCUUACUCAAUUUGAAUCGAUUUCAGUAGACCAGUUGAGGUUUACAAUAUUUGCUAACAAAGUAGGCAGCAUCAACAUCAAUGAUGAUGAAAUAGAAAAAAAAUACAAUUUUUAUAGCUUUUUAUCGACGAACACAUUAAUGUAUUUCGAAACACAUUAAAAGAAUCGAAAUACCAUUACUCAUUGGAAGCAUUGGAAGCACCUUACUUGUGCCUUACUUUUUUUUAAGUUUUUUUUUAUAGAUGUAGUUUUCAUUUGGACACAAAAACACAUUUAAUACUUUUAUUCUUUUCAUGAUAAACUUCAGGUUUGAGUCCUUUAAAAGAAGUGCGUUUAAAAUAAAGUAAACUCAAUUUACAAAAAUAAUUUGCGAAAAUUACUGUUUUUCAUCUUCUAUUAAAAAAACGUUAUUACCUAUAAUCUAAUGAAACCAACAUUAUGUUUUCGCAGGAGCACCGAUGAUACAAUUCAUCAUGGGACCGCGGGGCACGAUGCAGCUUGUUAUCGAGAAAAACUCUUUCCAACGCUCUCAGGUCCGAGAAAAUAUCAUCAUCUGGACGUGCUCUCAGAAAAGAAAUGGGGGCUGCAAAAGCCGUGUCACAACCAUCCGCGGGAGGCCGGGAAUAGUGCGCUCCUACCGAAACGAUCACAACCAUUCACCGAAAACGCGAAGACUCGGGCCGGAAGUCAAGGAAUUAAAAAGGUCUCCGGAAAACUGUUUUACCUGGAAGCGGAACACGACGGCUAUGAGAUUAUUAGUGUGGAGGAACCGGUCGUCAAACUCCCAAAGUAUUCCCCGGAUAAGAGUGAUCGAACCUCGUCGGCCAGCAACAAGGCGUCCGCACAGAACAAACCAACGGUGAUCGCGGGUAUUACCUUUCCCAUUGCCGAGCAGGAGGACAUCGAGCGGCUAGAGAUGUUGGUUGUGAAGAAUGAUAAAGUGAGGAAAUCCUACGUCGACUUUUUGAUGCGCAAGAAGGGCAGCAUGUCGAUUGUACAAUUUAUGCCCUCGGUUUUUGCCGACGAAGCUCUGGAAAGCUACAACUACAACGGAUCGAAUACCUUGGGCAAAAUGAAGCUUCCGAUGAGAGGUUACGAAAUAUUUUCCAACUGUUUUCUCGAUGCCUACGCCUCCGAAGGAUUGGACCAAACUGAGCUGGCCGCGCAGAUGGCUGCCGCCAUCAAACAGUGCCGCAAUCGCAUGCGCCAGAGAACGUUCCGUGCUAAGAAAUCGAUCAAGAAAAUGCUCAACCAAUAAGAUACAUUACAAGAAAUCUCUUGAAUAAAACAGAAAAAAGAUGCCUAAGAAAAAUAUGCUUUCCGCCGUUUUGUUUUGCAGUACGCGUAAUUUUCAACUCCCUAAUAAAAACUUAUGUUUUAGGAACGCAACGAACGUAUAAACGCAGUUCGGCAACCCAACCGAAAAGAUCACAGCGAGUCCCCGGAUUCAAUUUCCCUCUUCGAUGCGAGGAAGACAUCGAACGGCUAGAAAAGCUGGUCACCGUAGACGAGCACAUCAGAGAACAAUACGUGCGCUACCUCGCAACGGUGAAGAAACCUCAGGAACGGGUCAAUUCCGUGAUCAACCAAAUUUUUACCGACAAAGUGCUGUGCGAUUUCACCUUCCAUGGUUUGGUCAAUUCCAACUACUGUAAAAAAGCGAUCAAAAACUAUCUCAUUUUUACCGAUUGUUUAAUAGAUGCCUGGACUGAGCACGGGGUUACGAUGGAAACUUUGAAACCGGAGCUCAUACGGGCGGUCCAACGAGCCAAGCAACAUCUUUCCUCGGCACGCUACUAUCAGCGGUACAAGCCCCGUUUGCUGGCGAAGCGUAAAGAAAAUUGGCACAAAAAGCGGGGGGCAAUGGAAGAUGGCUCAGAGAAUGAAUGAUAGUUGAAAUCGGAGGCCUCUAAAUGAUACAGUAGCUAAUUAGUUGUCGGAACAACCUUUGUCAAGUGGUGGCUCCAGAGAGUCGUACUGCAAGUACCCUUGGAUUUUGUUCGUCAAUCUGUUGAUUUCACUUGUUUCUUUGUUGUUCAACUCCUUGAGGAUUUUUUUUUUGAUUUUUAUAACUCUAUUUUUGCCAUUUUUGCUUUGUGCUUAUAAAUGUUUAAUGAACGAGUUCGCCAUUUGGAAGACGAAAACAACUUAAGAGUGUGAUCACGAAUGAUGAAUAAAAUCGACGACUUUUUUUGACAUUCCGUGUUUUUGAAGGCCUUCAGGUAAUAUUGUGGUUAACUAAUUAAGUGCCGAAAAUCUAUGAAAACAUUUCGCGAGGUGGCUCCAGAGAGUCUGUAUUCAGGUAGACCUGGUUCGUUUUAGUUUAUUUUGUGAUAUUUUUAAACAUAUUUUGAGAGUUUUCUUAAACGCAACCUAAUUGACGUAUAAAGCGAAAGUCAGUAAAACACUGUAGUGAAAAUGGAUCAUUUAUAAAAUUGAAGACAUUUUAAGGAAGAGUGUUUUGGCGAAAAUCUUUAGAAACGUAUCAUGUGAUGGCUCCAGAGAGUUCAGCCGUUUGAUUAUUUUUUUUUUAUGAUCUAGUGGCGAUAAGCAUAUUUCAUUAGUUAUAUAAAGGAAAGAAAAACAUGAUUAUCAAACACCAGCAUAUUAUUGAAAUCCAUUUUUCGUAAUUCCACCGGAAGACUACAAUGCAGAGUGAAGGUACGCCAAUGAUCACGCAAAUUGUGGAAGAAAUGAUUGCAAUUGUGUAGUCAAUUAUUGAAUUAAUGUUCAUAAGUGUGCACAGUUGUGCGUGAAAAAAAGAAAAUGUGAGAAAACGAGAGAAACCUAUGCCCAGAAGAAGAAAUUUUGUGAAUUGUAAAAAUGACAAAGUUAAAAAAAUAUAAAAAUGUCAAAAAUGAUCAAAUGACAAAAAUCACAGAAAAGACAAAAAUGGCAUACAUAAAUGACAAAAAUGUGUAAUUUAACACAAACACAAACAUAAAUGACAAAACCUACAAAAUCGACAAAAAUGAAAAUAGCAAAACUACAAGAAUUAAAAAAUGACAAAAAUAACAAAAAUCGACGGCAAAAACUACAAGAAUGAAAAUAAAACAAAAAUAACAAAAUGAAAAAAGGAACAAAAAUGAAAAAAAAGACAAAACCUACGAAAAUGAAUUGAAAUGACAAAAAUGACAAAAAUUACAAAAAUAACAAAAAUGACAAAAAUAACCAAAAUGACCAAAUUGACCAAAAAUCAAAAUAACCAAAAUGACAAAAAUGACAAAAUAAUAAAAAUGACAAAUAUUACAAAAAUUACAAAAAUGAAAAAAUUGACAAAAAUGAUAAAAUAUACAAAAAUCACAAAAAAUGACAAAAUGACCAAAUUGACAAAAAUGACCAAAAUGACCAAAAUAACCAAAAUAACCAAAAUGACAAAAACUAUCAAAAUGACAUAAAUGACAAAAAUGACCAAAAUUACAAAAUUGAUAAAAACGACAAAAAUGAAAAGAAAUGACAAAAGUAACAAAAAUCACUAAAAUGACAAAAAUGACCAAAAUUACAAAAAUUACAAAAAUUACAAAAAUAACAAAAAUUACAAAAAUGAAAAAAAUGACAAAAAUGACCAAAAUGACCAAAAUGACCAAAAUGACCUAAAUGACCAAAAUAACCAAAAUAACAAAAAUAACCAAAAUAAUCAAAAUGACCAAAAUGACUAAAAUUAAUUGAUAAAAAUGACCAAAAUGAAAAAAAAUGACAAAAAUGAAAAAAAUGACAAAAAUGACAAAAAUAACAAAAAUGA
Uranotaenia lowii is the source of this 4306-nucleotide messenger RNA. RefSeq lists its product as uncharacterized. The coding region runs from base 989 to 1822 and encodes 277 amino acids. Lineage: Eukaryota; Metazoa; Arthropoda; Insecta; Diptera; Culicidae. The record is from RefSeq and is a predicted model, not a curated record. The transcript has 7 exons.